Papaver somniferum (opium poppy) is the source of this 557-nucleotide messenger RNA. RefSeq names its product cytochrome P450 CYP749A22-like. Gene Ontology annotation, molecular function: monooxygenase activity; heme binding; oxidoreductase activity, acting on paired donors, with incorporation or reduction of molecular oxygen. The record is from RefSeq and is a predicted model, not a curated record. Lineage: Eukaryota; Viridiplantae; Streptophyta; Magnoliopsida; Ranunculales; Papaveraceae. The transcript is spliced from 2 exons. Bases 175 to 543 code for a protein of 122 amino acids.
UUCAUUCUAAACCUUUCAAGGCACUUUCAUUCAUAUAGCUCAAGCUUCAUUUCAUUGAAAGCUUGUUAGGUACCUGCACUUCCAUUCCAUGCGUAGUUUUUUUUCUUUUCUUUUUAGUGUAGACUUGAUUCAUUUCACUCAACUUUUGUUGAUUCGGAGAAAAUUGAAGAAGAAAUGCACAAAUCCAUAUUAAAGAUAAUAAAUAAAAGAGAAGCCAAGUUGAAAAUGGGAGAAGUAGAUGGAUAUGGAAAUGAUUUUCUUGGAUCACUCAUUGUAGCUUAUCACGAAAAUAAAAGAAUUACUCUUGAAGAUCUCAUAGAUGAAUGCAAAACUUUCUACGAUGCUGGUCAUGAAACCGCCACAGCUUUACUUACAUGGACAUGUUUAUUACUAGCCACUCACGCAGAUUGGCAAGAAAAGGCCAGAAAUGAAGUAAUUGAGUUGCUAAAAGAAGAUCAAAGUCAAAAUCUUCCUACUUAUGAAAACAUCCUACCAAAACUAAAAACUAUGAAUAUGAUCAUAAAUGAAACAUUACGCCUUUAGCACCUCACCAUGAC